CGAGGGGCCACGUCAGCCCCCCUCGUGCGGUGCGGGUCAGGGACCCCACCUCAACGUUCCUCUUUUCCGGCGGCGAAUCAUCCCAUCCGGGCCGGGCUGGGCGGCGCAGGCACAAGAAAACGGAGCGUCGCCCCCUCUCAAAUCCUUCAUCCUCCUCGUCUGCCGCCGCUGCCACCCCCGGAGAAGGAGAUCGCGACGGCUCCGCAACCCCAGGCAAGGCAGGAUAUACACAUAAAUAAAGACAGAGAAAACAACACGAAACAGAACCACCAUGGAUGCCCACAGUUUUCAGGACGAUGAUUAUUUUCAAGAGGACAUGCUGUUACCCGGAGAACAACAGCUUGCAGGGGCAAGCACUUGGGACAUUCUGGCUAGGGUGGACCUCGAGGUCGCGUUCGCCUCCGAGAAGCUCCUAAACCUGGAGGUGCUGGUCAUGGAGAUCGCUCGCCGAGCCGCUGACAUCGAGCCUCUCAUGCGGGAGCCUCAAUCCAUUUCUGCCGAGUUGGUUCACAAGGCUUUCGAAUUCGAUGUCCUCUAUGCCAUCGUAGACUCUGAAACCAAUGAGUUGGAGAAGCUAGUUGCUUCUAUCCAAAUGGCUAUUGCUAGCGCUGAAAGCAAGGUCCCGGAGGAAGAACCAGGGAGCAGCCUCAUGGACAAGCUGCAUACCACAACAGAUUCCUUGAAAAAGAUGCAGGAGCUCAUCUCUGCUAUUAGAAGGGAGUCUGCAACCUUCGAGAAAUCCAUACAGCCUUCGCAAGAUAAUCAAGGAACUGGUGAGGCCAUGGGAUAUGAAGAUGGACACAUGUCAACUCACACCACUAUGCAGGCUGAGGAUCAGAGAAAUGUUCUGCAGAUGUUACAACAGUCUAUAGCAAGUGAAUUAGAUCUUCAACAGAAGUUAUUCGGUUCGCAGUCUUCUGUGGAAGACCUCAAAAUGAAGCUGCAUUACGCGCAACAAGAAUCGUAUUUCUUGGAGGAAUCCAUUGGAGAUCUUUACGAAAGAAUGUUCAUAGCAGAAAAUGCUUCCCAACUGUUUCUUGGAGCCUCAAAGGAACUCAUUAGUACAAUUGAUACCAUCCAGUUCUCUCUGACUGCUUCAAUUCACAGGGAAGGUGAACUUAAAUCAAAGUUAGAGGAAAGCUUGAUGAAAUUAAAUGUCAACCAGAGCACAAGGGAGAUAGUGCCUGGAGACAGUGACAACAAUGGCAGUCAGGAGGCUGUGCAGAUGCAGGUGCUAUCACCACCUGAAUUCUUGACUUUGCGGAAUAAGGUUCAGCAGCUGGAGGAAUGGUUGAGGGACUCCGGUUCUCAUCCGCAGUGGUCACUGCUAUCAAGAGGGGAAACUGAAGAAGUGCAUAAUACAAUGCAGAUUGAGAUAGACCCAUUUGGGAAUAUUAUCAGUGAUCUUAAAAUUGCCAUUACCAAUGCAGAAAGUAGAACACAAAAUGCUGAAGCAAGGUGUACACAGCUCACUCAAACAAAUGUUCAGCUUAGCGGGCAGUUGGACUCCCUUAAAAGUCAGGGUUCAGAUAGGGCUGGCUUAUUGGAGACAAAACUUAAGGAAUCGGACACUCAAUUAGAGCAUGCAAGAGCAUCAGUAGAUGCUAUUGUUGAACAACAGGGUAUGUUAAGAUCUUCGAUGUCUGAUAUGGAACAUAUGAUUGAAGACCUGAAAGAAAAGUAUUUGAAAGCUGAAACCAGGGCUGAGAAUGCUGAAUCAAAAUGUUCAUUGUUGACAGACACUAAUUUAGAGCUUAGUGAAGAGCUAUCAUUUCUGAGAGGUCGAGUAGAAAGUCUAGAAAACUCGUUGCAUCAAGCCAAUCAACUGAAGAUCUGCACUGCAAAAGACAUUUGUAGCAAAACUAAAACAAUCACUGACCUGGUUUCAAAACUUGCCUUGGAAAGAGAACGACUUCAUGCACAGAUCGUUACACUGACAAAAAAGAACAGGAUAUUGGCUAAAAAAUGCAAGGAAAAUGAUAAUGGAGCUGCAUCAUUGAGCAAAGAAGUUACUGCAACUGAAGGUGAACUCAGGCCCCUUAAAGUAAUGGAGGAAGCAUCUCUAAAUUGUUCAACAACACAACCCAAGGUGGCAUCUACUGAUAGCACUCCACAGGAAGAGGUGGAAGCUGAGGAGGUGACUACACUGGAGGAUGAAUCUGGUGCCAGGACACUUGAGACAGUGCGGUCUAUUGAGCCGCUGCAGCUAAAUUGGAAGCACAUUUCCGUGGCAAUGCUGGUCUUGCUUGCUGCUGUUCUUGUGUACCAGCUGUACCAAUCUGAUGACAGAGUUGAACAAUUUCUAACGAAAUUUUUAGGCUAGUAGUAUUGCGUAGAAUAAAAUAGAAGCUAUCUUCUAAUAUCAAUCGUUGCAGAUGCAAAUUUUGGUAGUGGUUGGCUAGUUGUAACCGUUGCAGUUGCAACUUUCUAGUGUCAAAACAUAAUGUUAACUGUGAGAUGACCCUAUAUGAGACCAGAUGCCUUCGAUGCACAGCCAAUGAAAUUCCGCUCCACCCAUUUGUGUGGCC
This is a messenger RNA of Panicum virgatum (switchgrass), 2528 nucleotides long. Its product is annotated as WPP domain-interacting tail-anchored protein 1-like. The record is from RefSeq and is a predicted model, not a curated record. The transcript is spliced from 5 exons. Lineage: Eukaryota; Viridiplantae; Streptophyta; Magnoliopsida; Poales; Poaceae. The coding region runs from base 272 to 2323 and encodes 683 amino acids.